AUAUAAAAUGAUGGCAUGUUACUGUUGUAAAUUCAGCUAACGGAGCUUUCUAAUAUGUGUAUAUACUAUGCUGACAUGCUUCCUCCUAAGUUUUGAGUUUGAGGUAUUCGUCCCCCUCUGGGGAAUGAUCUUUGACCUAUCAUAUGUUAUCUUGCCUUCUAAGGGAGGAGCAAAGAUGUGGGGGUUGACUUCAAACUUAUAGUAACUAAAAACAUGUCCAAAUUUAGACAUAGACCCUAUGUGCUACGUCAUUUUAUCUAUAGUUCUGUGGUAAACAACUCCUCUAUAAAAGGGCUUGCCUGGCGGAGGCGAGCCAGAUUUUCACUAUCUGGCCUUUGUGAAUUCUCCGGGCAUACCAUGGAGCCCGUCUGACCUGUGAAACUUCUGUGUAAUAAAUUCUGUUAUGCUGCAAGUUCUGGGUCCGCGUCUCCUCUCUUCAAACACCAACUUCGACAAGACAGUGCUGCUUCAAAGAUACGACAAUUGGCGUCACGACAGAGACGAUUUGUGUCCUGCUGCAUCUUCAGACGACUUCAACCAGGUAUUGAGGUGAGAAGAGGAGAAGGCAGCUGACCACUGAAUCGCACGGACUGAGGCUUGCUGACAUCUGCAUGUACAGCUUCUGUCUUCAGUCUGAUCAAGGCCGGUACAGUUUUAUCCACAAACUCUUUAGCAAAAAUCUGCAUUUUUACAUAUUUGUAUGUGUUCUCAUCUAUAGUUAUAUUGCUGAUAACCAUUUCAACCUGCUUUCAUUUGUGAGCUAUUAUAGGAGAUUGAUAGAGCAGAUUCAUCUGCUUACAUGCACAUGAAAAACUAUAUGCUGUAGUCAGUUAAAACAAGAUAUGAGGAUUGGCAACGGACUGACCAGUUAAUGCAUUUAAUUAAUUAAUGAAAUAGGAUUAUUUGUUUUAAAUUCUGUUGAGAGUUGCAAAUGUGAGUUGUAUUGUUUGUGCAUGGUUUAUUCUGAUCUCAACUGUGUUGGAGAUUCACUAUUGUGACUUUUUGAUGAUUUGAGAUGAACAUUGGGUAAUUGUUUGCUGCAAUUAAGAGCACGUAUGGUGACAGUCAGUCACUUGUGGGAGUGCGUGAUCUUUUUGUCAAACAUUAUAAGCAGAUUUUGAGUUGUGAUAUUACAUUGAUGAGCUUUUGAUUCCUUUGGAGUUGGGAAGUCAAUUUCAUUUGUAUUUGCUGUGGUAAAUAGGUGAUUUUACUACGUGAUUUAUGAAUUGAUUAAUCUGUUGAGUGUUUGAUUGAUUUUUUGAUUAAUCAAUUCCUAAAAGGGGGGAGGAGUAAUCUAAAAAGCUUUAAGUAGCUUUAAAAUUUAGCAAUUACUUUUUUCAAUUAACAAUAAGGGAACAAAAGGUAGCUGCUACUAUGGGGAAGAAGGACACUAAAAGUCCAAAAGUAAUUACUCCUGUUGAUGUAGUACAGAAGAAUAAUCCUUUAGUUGAAGGCAUUGCAAGAAUAUCGGAGAAAUGGCAUAAACGCUGGUCUCAAAUUGACAGACCAUGGCCGUUAGAGGGGACUAUGAACCCAGAUGUAAUUAGAAUAAUGCGAGUACUUGUGUCAACGUACAAGGCAGAGCAAAAGAGAGGUAAGAAGGGACAGGCCCGCAAAGCAAAGAGAGAAUUGGAGCUUGACAUUCUCCAGUUGUUUGAAAAUGAGGGACAGAAUCUGAUUAAAGCUGCAAACGAUAAGAGAGAGGAGGACAUAGAAAAAACAAGACAGACAGAAGGACAUAUAACACUGGAAAACCAGGUAGAAGUGUUGCAAAGACAGAGGAAAAUGCUGCAGAAAAAAACGCUUCCAAUUAUUGUGCAAGGAAAAUACUUUGCGCUCAAGAAAACAGUCUGCACCCAAGAAGAUGCUUCCAGUGGUCAUCCGAGGGCAGAAUUUGGAGUAUAAGCCUUGGCAGACUACAGAUAUGUCAAGCAUAAUUGAGAAGUUACCGAUUCUUCAAGAUGGAGCCCAUUCUUGGAUUUCGAAGUUGGAAGAAAUCAUGGUGGGAGAGCAACUUGCUAUGGGAGAUAUUAAGAGACUAUUGGCUAAUCUCCUUGGAGUUCAUGCUAUGGGAGAUAUUCUAGAGAAAGCUGGACUUGAUCAAUAUGUGGGAACUGCUGUGAAUGAUUCAGAAUUGUUCUGUGCAAAUAGAGGUCGAGUGUGUAGAGCGCUGAAAGAGACCUUUCCGACAAAUUUACAUCCUGACAACAUUCUUAUUGAACCACUGGGACAGGAAGAAAACCCGAGAGCCUAUGUGUCAAGAGCUCAUCAAGUUUGGAGAAAUGUUACAGGAAAUGACCCUGAUUUGAAUCAAAUGGAGCAGUCAAUUUUGAGAUCCAAAAUACAGAAGGGGUUGCCCCUAACAGUGGGGAGCAAACUUGCAGAGGUUGUUGGUCUGGGAAGCAUGGAAAAAGGUGUUUAUACAGAUCAUAUAGCCCAUCAAGUGGUGCGCUACAGGACAAAGGAGCAUGAUCAGAGACAACAAGACCAAGAGGUUGUUAGAAAACUCCAUCAAAUACAACUGGUGGAUAAUAAGAAAAUUAAGAAGCAAGCUCUGGUUAUACAGAAUCAGGCUCCACUAGAUCAAUCAUUACUACAAUCACAGCUGAACCAGGUUCAGCUCCAAUCGUUCCAGCCAUCAUCGGUGGUUCCAGUCAUCUCCUACCAAGAGACAGCAUUUGAUCAAGCGCAGAACUGGAGAGGAAGGUUCGAUCCAAAUUUUGAACAGCAUUCAGAAGAAUGUUAUAAUUGUGGACAGUUUGCCUGUGAAUGCAACAGCUGGAUAGAAUAUGAAGGAGGAGAAUAUUGAAGAAACAUCAGUGAAAGAAAGAAAGGAGGACGACAUGAUUUGUGAUUCUUUCAAGAUUUCUAAGUUGUCAACGUUGCAGUACAACAGUGUGCUUCGUCUGUUCCAAAUACUUAAAUUCCGUUAGUAAGUUCUGAAUGAUAGUAAAUUAUUCUCUGUUGUUGACCUAACAGAGAAAGGUACCCUGACUGGCAGUUCAGGAGAAAGGGGGGCUACUUCGAUUAUUGCUUAGUUAUUUCAAAGCUUCUCAUUACAUUAGUGAGGUGUUUCCAGGGGGGAAAUGAAAAAUGUGACUUAUAAUUUCUCACUUACUUAAAGUGUGUUAAUCAGAUUGAUGUUUUUUUAAUUUGUAUCUGUUUUGUAUACAAAGAUACUGGUUUUCUUUUCUUCUCUUUCAUUCUAGAACAUAUUGGGGGAAGAUCACUAUGAGAGUGGUGAAUGUUCAGGGAAACCGAUGUGUUGAAUGGAUUCAGACACUUCAAACAUGAACCAUACCAAUGGACUGAAGGACUCUGAACAACGAUACAAUAUCCAGAUUCAACAUGUCAUCAAUACUACAACUGGGAGUCAAUGCUGCUGAGAGACUGCAGUGUUCUAUCUUUGGGUUUUCUCUUAUAUUUUGAAGGUGCAAUAUUAAAAGUGAAUUAUAUUCUCUGUGUGUUAAUUACUUGGAAAAUGAUGUUUUCUGUUAUUGAGCAAAUAUACUGGGACCUCAGAUGUUUUCUUUUCCGUGAUCUUUAAGGAUAGUGGUGCUAGGCAGGGAAAGGUCCAUUGGAAGCUCCAAUGGGAAGACCAGGCUGACUUUGGACAUUGUUUUGUUUUUAUUUGCUGAGAGUUCCGUAUGUAUUUGCUUAAAGUAAUUUCCUUACAUAAUUUGCUAGAAUUCCUAAUUUCAGUGGUGUAGGAGUACUAUGUAUAGUUGCCUUGGCAGAGGAGCUGUGAGAGAAUUUUCCUGUCUAAAUUGUUUGAUGGAUAUUUCAGGAAAGAUGUCUGCCUGACAGGUUUUUCACUCUCGCUCCUACACACAGUUGCUGUAUUAUUGAAGUUAUACACCUGUAUGGUUACGAGACUUUGUUAAGCCUCGUAGGGGGGAAAUAUGUUGUAUAUUCAGCUUGAACAUGGUUAUAUAAAAUGAUGGCAUGUUACUGUUGUAAAUUCAGCUAACGGAGCUUUCUAAUAUGUGUAUAUACUAUGCUGACAUGCUUCCUCCUAAGUUUUGAGUUUGAGGUAUUCGUCCCCCUCUGGGGAAUGAUCUUUGACCUAUCAUAUGUUAUCUUGCCUUCUAAGGGAGGAGCAAAGAUGUGGGGGUUGACUUCAAACUUAUAGUAACUAAAAACAUGUCCAAAUUUAGACAUAGACCCUAUGUGCUACGUCAUUUUAUCUAUAGUUCUGUGGUAAACAACUCCUCUAUAAAAGGGCUUGCCUGGCGGAGGCGAGCCAGAUUUUCACUAUCUGGCCUUUGUGAAUUCUCCGGGCAUACCAUGGAGCCCGUCUGACCUGUGAAACUUCUGUGUAAUAAAUUCUGUUAUGCUGCAA
Pleuronectes platessa (European plaice) is the source of this 4342-nucleotide messenger RNA. RefSeq lists its product as uncharacterized. The record is from RefSeq and is a predicted model, not a curated record. The transcript is spliced from 2 exons. NCBI's taxonomy places the organism in Eukaryota, Metazoa, Chordata, Actinopteri, Pleuronectiformes, Pleuronectidae. The coding region runs from base 1865 to 2809 and encodes 314 amino acids.